Fragaria vesca subsp. vesca is the source of this 1687-nucleotide messenger RNA. RefSeq names its product sorting nexin 1-like. The record is from RefSeq and is a predicted model, not a curated record. Gene Ontology annotation, molecular function: phosphatidylinositol binding. The coding region runs from base 266 to 1474 and encodes 402 amino acids. The transcript has 11 exons. Gene Ontology annotation, cellular component: endosome. NCBI's taxonomy places the organism in Eukaryota, Viridiplantae, Streptophyta, Magnoliopsida, Rosales, Rosaceae.
CCUUUUUUUGGUCAGACUUGGUUUGUGACUUGUGACUCAGUUGCGUACGAAGAAACAGCAGCAGCUUUGGAUCAACUCCAUCAUCCGCCCCGGUGUCCACUUUCGGUUCACCGGAACAGCGUCCCCAGCACGCCCGGCGCAUUCCAGCACACCACACCUCAUCACUCCUACCCGGAGCGCUUCUUAAUUUUUUUCGCUAUUUCCAAUACAACUUCUCCGUCUCACCUCAUCUUCUCGAUUUGAACACACCUCCCCCAGAGUCGCCAUGCUUGCCACGCAGAGAAGUAUAUCGGGGUCGUCACAGAGCCCUAGAUCGCCGUCGUCGCAGCCGUUCCUGUCAGUUUCCGUCACUGAUCCAGUCAAAUUGGGCAAUGGCGUCCAGGCCUACAUCUCCUACCGUGUUAUCACCAAGACAAAUUUCCCAGAGUACCAAGGGCCUGAGAAGAUUGUCAUCCGACGUUAUAGUGAUUUUGUUUGGCUGCGAGAUCGUCUUUUUGAAAAGUACAAAGGAAUUUUUAUUCCUCCUAUCCCAGAAAAGAGUGCUGUAGAAAAAUUUCGUUUCAGUGCUGAGUUCAUAGAGAUGAGACGCCAAGCAUUGGAUGUAUUUGUCAAUCGUAUAGCUUCGCAUCAUGAGCUUCAACAAAGUGAAGAUCUUAAAACAUUCCUACAGGCAGAUGAAGAGACAAUGGAGAGGUUAAGGUUUCAUGAGACUGGUAUCUUCAAGAAGAAGCCAUCAGAUUUGAUGCAAAUAUUCAAGGAUGUACAAUCCAAAGUUAGUGAUGUUGUCCUCGGGAAGGAAAAGCCAGUUGAGGAGUCAAAUCCUGAAUAUGAGAAAUUGAAACACUACAUCUUUGAGCUUGAAAACCAUUUGACUGAAGCCCAGAAGCAUGCGUACCGUCUUGUAAAGAGGCACCGAGAGCUGGGACAAUCUCUAUCAGAUUUCGGGAAAGCAGCCAAACUUCUUGGAGCUUCUGAAGGUAAUGCGCUUGGGAAGGCAUUUUCCGAGCUCGGGGCAAAGUCAGAAGCAUUAUCAUUUAAGCUGCAAAAAGAGGCCCACCAGCUGUUAAUGAAUUUUGAAGAGCCCUUGAAAGAUUAUGUUCGGGCUGUUCAAUCUAUAAAGGCCACUAUAGCUGAGAGAGCAAAUGCCUUCAGGCAACAAUGUGAACUUGCUGAGACAAUGAAGUUGAAGGAGAUAAAUCUUGACAAACUCAUGCUAACCAGAUCAGACAAGGUGGCAGAAGCUGAGCAUGAGUACAAGGAGUUGAAGGCUGAUAGCGAGGAAGCGACCAGAAGAUUUGAAACAAUUGUGCGACUGAUGAAUGAAGAGAUUGUCCGCUUUCAGGAACAAAAGACAAUAGAUAUGGGAGUUGCUUUCCACGAAUUUGCCAAAGGGCAGGCACGCUUGGCAAAUAGUAUUGCAGAUGCUUGGAGAAGUCUCCUGCCUAAACUUGAAUCUUGUUCACCUGCUCAGUGAAUGAACUUAAUGAUCAGAGCAGUAUACUUCACUUGGUUUAUAGAGAUGGCAGGGCAGCUCUUUGUUUGUAAAAACUGUCGACCUUCAGGAGUUUGUUCUGCUGUUCUGGUGUUGUAUGAGUUGUGGUUGUUAAUUGAUACGUACUAUAUUUUUCUUCUUAACUUGUUACUUGUACAAAUUCAGAGCUAACCGAAAAAAGCUUUAAUUUCAUGU